Molecule: messenger RNA, 6439 nt
Organism: Teleopsis dalmanni
Lineage: Eukaryota; Metazoa; Arthropoda; Insecta; Diptera; Diopsidae
Product: rho-associated protein kinase 1
Exons: 14
Coding region: 2169-6302 (1377 amino acids)
Biological process (GO): actomyosin structure organization; Rho protein signal transduction; mitotic cytokinesis
Cellular component (GO): cytoplasm; cytoskeleton
Molecular function (GO): ATP binding; Rho-dependent protein serine/threonine kinase activity; small GTPase binding
Source: RefSeq, a predicted model, not a curated record
AGUCGAUUCGUUGUCUUGCUUGUGCUUAUUGUUUGUAUGCAGCGCGUUUCUAUAUUUUUUCCUUUUUAAUGACAUUAAAUGAUGAAAGAAAUUUUUUGUCAGAAGACAAAAUUGAAGAAGACGAAAAAGUGACACGAAAGUGGUGGUGUUGUGUUUUUUUUGCAAGAUCAUUAAUAUUUAUUUUUUAGCAUUAUUUGUGUAAUAUUUGCAAAUGUGGCAAGUGUACAGUGUGCAUUUAAUAAAAUAAAUCAGAAGUUGCAAAAUUUAUUUCCUAUUCAAACUUUAUGCGUUCGUUGCGGCUGAUGACGCCUUCGGGACCAGGUGCAAAUUAAUAAAUUCAAAGAUAAACGUUGUACGCGAUUUUGUUAUCUAAUUUAUGUUCAAACGUUGCCUUAACCAAUAAGCAAUCCUCAAGUGGUCGAUCGGAACUCGGGCCGCGAUUAUUAUUUUAAAGCGACUGCGCGUAGUUAGAAUUUCUUGUGACCUCAUCAUGUGCCACCAACGUCAACGGACAAUUUAAAAUUUGUUUCGUUUUCAGAUUUUUCGUCGUUCAAUGUUUAUUUUUCCGCAUUUCUUACUUUUCGGUUAAGUUUGCAGUACAAAAUUAUUCAUAAUCGGAACGGAACCAGAAUUCAAAUAAAAAACACUGCAAAACUCAUAGAAAUACAAACAGGCAGGCAAGCAGAUAGUAAGAAAGACAGACAGGCGUGAUAGCAAAGCUCACCUGGGGUAUAACAAGUAUGAAAAGUAACAACAACAACAAAAACAAAAACAACAUCGGCAAUAGCUACACAGCAAUCACAAAGUACGAAAAAGCCUUUAAAAAAAGUACAUAAAGAUACUUUUAUUUAUUUAAAAAUUAAAAUAACAACAAUAACAAACAAAAACAACAACAUAACAGAAAAUCUAUAAAAAACAGAAAAGUACUUAAGUACACAACAUAGCACAACGGAAGAAUCGACCAACCACAGCAACAAUUUAAAGCAGGCGAACUCCAAACAAACGCCAAACGUCAAAAUAAAAAUAUAAAAACAAAAACAACCACAAGGAAAUACAAACAAAAAAAAACAUUAUUAAAAACUAAAUGAACAAAGAAAAUGGGCACAACAAGAAAGCAAUAACCCCCCAACUUAAAACGACAACAACAACAACAAGUCAUAGUCACGACACUUUUUGACAAAUUUUCAAAAAAAUUUCCUUCUCCAAUUUAACUCUAAAUUCAAAACACUAAAAACAAAAACAAAUAAACUUUGAAAACAAAGAAAAAAAAAAAAGAAAAAAAGUAAGGCAGCAAUAGCAGCAGCAGCAGCGCCAAUAACAACAACUACAACAAAAAUACUACCAAAUAAGUGUAGUGUUGAUUUGAAACUGCCAAAAGUUAAAAGCACAAAAAUCGGUUUUUGGCUAUUCUUGCGUUAAAAAAAGUACAAAAACAAAUAAAAGAACAUAUAUAUAAACUCAAAAAAAAAAUAUAAAUAAAAAAUAGAAAAAAAAACAAAUUUUAAAAGGAAAGUCUUGAGUACAAUAUUUUCCUAGUAGUUCGUGUUGGCCAUUGAAGUCAUCACAGUCAUCGUUAGCGUCGUUGGUAGUUGUUGUUGUUGUUUUUGUCAACAUACAAACAAUUGGUUUUAUUUAUUCAAAUUUGUAAUUGAAAAUUUGAUUUUGUUUGUUAUAUGCUCUCUUGCCCGCCUUAUUGGUCAUGCAGCAGCUUUAGGGAGUAAGAGUAACAGAAAGCACAGAAGCACAAACAAAUGUGUUCGGUUCAAUAUUAUUGAUACGUAAAUUUGUGACAUGCUUAAUAUGCCAUUUCACCUUAAAUAAAUCCAACAGAUCACCACUACGCUCCCCUCCCAAUGCAGGCAAUGCAGUACUGUUCGAAUUAGGAUUUCUGCAAAUGUUUUUGUUUUGCUUAAAAUUAGUACCUUUUCGACUUUUUAAUGUUGCCUACAAACUCGCCCUCAGCGCUUAGUCAAAGCGGAGUGGUUUCAAUAAGACUUCGAUUUAGAAAAUGUUUAAUUAAAAUAAAUUAAUUAAAAAAAAAACAAACAAAUAAUUAAUUGUAUUAUAUUAUAUAAAUUUAAAAUUACGCAUCUCGAAAUCAUAAUUAAUAAUAAUAAUCAUUGUUUAUAAGAAAAUAAACUUAGUUUACUAAAAAAAAAAACGCCAUCAUGUCUGGAAUUUUGGAUGAAAAUCGAAGGUUAAGAGCGCAAAAACUUGAACAACAAAUGCGCGAUCCCUUCAGUAUUUGUAAUGUAGAUUGUUUGCUGGAUACUGUAACAGCCUUAGUUCAUGAUUGCGAUCAUGAGUCCCUUAAACGUCUUAAAAACAUAGAGCAAUAUGCAGCAAAAUAUAAACCGCUAGCAAAGCAAAUUUGCCAAAUGCGCAUGAAUGUUGAUGAUUUUGAUUUUAUCAAAGUUAUUGGAGCAGGUGCAUUUGGUAUGGUGCAACUCGUGCGACACAAAUCUUCCCGACAAGUAUAUGCCAUGAAACGACUUUCAAAAUUUGAAAUGAUGAAACGACCAGAUUCAGCAUUUUUUUGGGAAGAACGACACAUAAUGGCACAUGCCAAUUCUGAAUGGAUUGUACAAUUACAUUUCGCAUUCCAGGACUCCAAGUACUUAUAUAUGGUGAUGGAUUAUAUGCCAGGAGGUGAUAUUGUAUCUCUAAUGGAACAAUAUGAUAUACCAGAGAAAUGGUCGAUAUUUUACACAAUGGAAGUAGUACUUGCCUUAGAUACAAUACAUAAUAUGGGUUUUGUACAUCGUGAUGUAAAACCGGACAAUAUGUUACUUGAUCGUUUUGGGCAUUUAAAACUGGCUGAUUUUGGUACAUGUAUGCGUAUGGGACCAAAUGGUUUUGUUGUGUCCUGUAAUGCUGUAGGAACACCUGAUUAUAUUAGUCCAGAAGUAUUACAAUCCCAGAGCGGUGAUAAUGAGUAUGGUAGAGAGUGUGAUUGGUGGUCGGUGGGUAUAUUUCUCUAUGAAAUGCUUGUUGGUGAUACACCUUUUUAUGCUGACUCACUUGUUGGUACUUAUGGCAAAAUUAUGGAUCAUAAAAAUUCGCUCAGUUUUCCUGCAGAAUUUGAAAUAAGUGAAAGUGCAAAAUCUCUUAUACGUGCCUUUCUAACUGAUCGCACACAGCGUUUGGGUCGUGAGGGAAUUGAUGAAAUUAAAGCACAUCCAUUCUUUCUAAACGAUACAUGGACUUUUGAAAAUAUAAGAGAAAGUGUACCUCCAGUUGUUCCUGAACUUUCAUCUGACGAUGAUACUCGUAACUUCGAGGAUAUAGAGAGAGAUGAAACACCUGAGGAAGUGUUUCCAAUACCGAAAACUUUUGAUGGAAACCAUCUGCCAUUUAUUGGGUUCACAUAUACAGGUGAUUAUCAACUACUGUCAAAUGAUUCUGUGGACGGUGAAAAUAAAGGUCUUAUAAAUAAUAUAACAAAUCAUAAUCAUCGUCACCGAUCUUCUAACUCAAGUGAAAUUAAAAGACUUGAAUCACUUUUGGAACGUGAGCGGAAUCAUUCAGAAACUCUCGAAACACAAGACAAACAGUUGCGACAGCAAUUGGAAAUAUUAACAAAACGUGAGUCCGAGCUUCAAUGUAUAGCUUCAGAAUAUGAGAAGGAUCUAGCAAUGGGGCAACACAACUACAAAGUUGCUCUGCAAAAAGUUGAGCAAGAAAUAGAGCAGCGUAAAAAGACUGAAGCCCUUCUUGUAGAAACACAACGUAAUUUAGAUAAUGAGCAGAAAAUCAGAACACGUGAAAUGAACAAUAAUCAGCAUCACAAUGAAAAAAUUGUAAUGCUAGAGAAGCAACUUAAAGAGAUGGAAGAUAAUUUCAAGAAUGAGACAGAAAAUUCGCAAAAGCUAAAAAAGCACGCGGGUGAAUUGGGUUUAGUACAACAAGAACUGGAAGGUAAAAUCGCUCAACUUCAGGGCAUGUUGGCAUCUCUUCAAGCGCAAAAGGAACUAUUACAGCAGGAAAUUAUCGAGUUACAAACAUUAUUAGCGCAAGAGAAAAAUGCACGUUCGCAAUUAAAGGAAUUGCACAAGGAAGCUGAAAAUAAAUUGUCAACACUUUCAAAUGAUUUGGAUAGGGCAGUAACACGUGAACAACAAGCGCAUGAUGAUAAUCGAAUAUUGUCAGAGAAGAUCUCCGAUUUGGAAAAAGCGAACGCUAGUCUGGAUUUUGAAAUGAAAGCUGCACAAGGACGAUAUCAGCAAGAAGUUAAAGCACAUCAAGAAACAGAAAAAUCUCGAGUACUUAGCCGUGAGGAAGCAAAUUUGCAAGAGGUGAAAGCAUUGCAAACUAAGUUAAAUGAAGAAAAAUCUGCGCGUAUAAAAUCAGAUCAAAAUUCACAGGAAAAGGAGCGGCAGCUUAAUAUGCUCUCUGUGGAAUAUAGGCAAAUUCAGCAAAGGUUACAAAAACUCGAAGGUGAAUGCCGACAAGAGACUGAAAAAGUUUUUGCAUUGCAAUCACAAUUGGAUCAGGAACAUAGCAAGAAAAAUACAUUACUUUCUGAAUUGAGUUUACAGAGUUCUGAAGUGGCCCAUCUGAAAUCACGUGAGAACCAACUUCAAAAAGAAAUCGCUUCUUUACGUGAAACUAAGAAAAAAUAUGAGGAAGAUAUAGCACAAUUAAAAGCUUCAUAUAAUAAGGAAAUACUACAAAAACGCGAGUUGCAGGAUCAAUUAGAAGCAGAACAAUAUUUUUCACGUCUUUAUAAGACACAAGCAAAUGAACAUCGAGAAGAAAUUGAUGAACGUUGUCGGGAAAUUCAAGAUCUUAAAGAAGAACGAGUAUCAUUGAAACAUCAAGUGCAGGUAGCUGUUGCUCGUGCAGACUCUGAAGCACUGGCGCGUUCAAUUGCUGAAGAAACUGUAGCUGAUUUAGAGAAGGAAAGAACUAUUAAAGAGUUAGAACUAAAAGAUUUUAUUACAAAACAUCGUAAUGAAAUCACAGCCAAAGAAAAUGCAUUAACUGCAUCCAAGGAUAGUGAAGCAGAUACUGUGAGGAAAUUAAAUAUGAAGAAUUCAGAGUUUGAUGAACUGUCGCAACAAAGCAAGAAACAACAUGAGGAAUUAUCACAAUUGAUAAAUAGUAAAGAUGAAGAAAUGAAUAAAUUAAAAGAGAAAUUGAAGAGUGAAAUGUUAUUGAAACAAGUGGCUGUAAAUAAACUGGCAGAGGUAAUGAAUCGUCGCGACACUGAUUUACAAAAACAAAAAGGUAAAGCUCGUUCAAGUGCAGAACUGCGUAAAAAGGAGAAAGAAAUGCGUCGCAUGCAACAAGAAUUAUCUCAGGAGCGUGAAAAAUAUAAUCAAUUGUUACUUAAAUCUCAAGACUUACAAACACAGGUUCUGGAGGAUAGUCAAAUAAAACAAAAAUUACAAAUGGAAAUCGAUUGUAAAGCGGCUGAAAUUGAACAAUUGCAAUCUAAACUUAAUGAAACUGCCUCAUUGUCCUCAGCGGAUAACGAUCCUGAAGAUAACCAGAACUCAUCUCUGCUCUCACUCACGCAGGAUAAUGUGUUCGAAGGUUGGUUAAGUGUGCCUAACAAACGUAACAUACGUCGACAUGGCUGGAAGCGGCAGUUUGUAAUUGUAUCAUCUCGCAGUAUCAUUUUUUAUAAUUCAGAAAUUGAUAAACAGAAUACAAAUGAUCCUUUACUUAUAAUCGAUUUGAGCAAAGUAUUCCAUGUACGUUCGGUUACACAAGGUGAUGUUAUUCGCGCUGAUGCCAAAGAAAUACCACGAAUUUUUCAAUUGCUAUAUGCUGGUGAAGGAGAAGCACGUCGACCAGACGAGCAGAAUCAAUUAGAUAUUAGUAUAAUUCGAGGAACUGGCGCUGAUGAAAGACCAGAUACCAUUAUACAUAAGGGUCACGAAUUCGUACAUAUAAAUUAUCACAUGCCCACAGCUUGCGAGGUUUGUCCAAAACCACUUUGGCAUAUGUUUAAGCCGCCGGCGGCCUAUGAAUGUAAAAGGUGCCGUAAUAAAAUACAUAAGGAGCAUGUUGAUAAUAAUGAUCCCUUAGCCCCAUGUAAAUUGCAUCAUGAUCCUCAUAGUGCCAGAGAAAUGUUGCUUUUAGCUUCAACACCAGAGGAACAAAACGCUUGGGUGACUCGAUUGUCAAAGCGUAUCCAAAAAUCUGGAUAUAAAGCUAAUUCAUCAAAUAAUAAUAGUAGUGGUGAUGGUAGUAAAAUAUCACCAAGUCAAUCAACGCGUUCCGCUUAUAAGCCAUUUGCAGUCAAUGUACAAAGAUCAGCUACUCUGCCAGCAAAUUCAUCAUUGAAACAGUGAUUUUUUACUGUGUAGAAAAUUAAUUUUUUUAUUUCUAACUUAGGCUUUUAAAAAAUCCGUAUAAUGUAUUAAGUUUUUUUUUUAUCUAACAUUGGAUAAUAAUACUACUACAAAUGUAUUUAUAUAUACACUAUACU